AUGAGCAAUCAUUUAACACGUAUCAUCUCCCUUUGGCCAAAAGACGAGUUGCGUCCAUGGCUUUCGUUUCCUAAAGCGUUGGAUACGACAUUUCGCAGCAAACUCGAAAAGCUUUCCCCGGAAGAUAGAAAACUACAAUUAAAUGCAGCUGACAAGUUAUUGGAAAACACAUAUUGGAAUGAGUUUACGCCCCAAAAGAAUGUCUUGAAGCCUCAAUUCAACCCCAACUAUUAUGAAGACCUCAAGCAGGUCCGCCGUAAAGAAGUAAAAGUCCCUUGGUUUAAACGAUUGUUUCAGAGCAACUAA
Schizosaccharomyces osmophilus is the source of this 306-nucleotide messenger RNA. It is a transcript of the gene cbp6, whose product is annotated as mitochondrial complex III assembly protein Cbp6. Gene Ontology annotation, biological process: mitochondrial respiratory chain complex III assembly. NCBI's taxonomy places the organism in Eukaryota, Fungi, Ascomycota, Schizosaccharomycetes, Schizosaccharomycetales, Schizosaccharomycetaceae. Gene Ontology annotation, molecular function: ribosome binding. The record is from RefSeq and is a predicted model, not a curated record. Gene Ontology annotation, cellular component: Cbp3p-Cbp6 complex; mitochondrion. The coding region runs from base 1 to 306 and encodes 101 amino acids. The transcript is spliced from 2 exons.